AUGGGGGCAGAGGGGAGAGCUGGAGUGGGUUUUGUUUGGGGGGGGGCCUGGGGCAGUGUCUCGCUGGGUCAGUGCACUGCUGAGGUUGCACACUUCUCUCUGCAGUGGUGGGCCGACCCUUCGUCUCUCAAACACCGGAUCAACACAGAGGGAUACUCCGAGCUGUGCUCCCAGCUCUCCUCGCCUUAUUUUAAAGGCGUCGACUCCUUCUACGUGCGGGUCAAUCUCAACAUGGAGCCUCACUGGGACCCUCCAUCUCUGGGUGUAUCCUGUGAUUAUAUUGUACACGUCAGAGACGCAAGACACAACCGUGUCCUCAGGAAAAUAUUGCAAAAACUUUAGCUCAGAAACAUCAGGUUCAACUGAUGUAUCAUUUCCAGCUUGGUGACCCGUUCAGUAAUAAGUGCAACGUCGACAAUGCCUGCCCUGUGAAUAUUGGUUCUCUGAAAAAAGCUGAUAUUAUAAAA
This is a messenger RNA of Gymnodraco acuticeps, 467 nucleotides long. RefSeq names its product caspase recruitment domain-containing protein 11-like. The record is from RefSeq and is a predicted model, not a curated record. Lineage: Eukaryota; Metazoa; Chordata; Actinopteri; Perciformes; Bathydraconidae. Bases 1 to 342 code for a protein of 113 amino acids. The transcript is spliced from 3 exons.